GACAGAAUGUUAUCAUUAUUAUUAUAGAAGAGAAGAAAAUUUUAUUCGAAAUUCUGAUUUAACUUGUGUAUGAGUUUUCAUUCUAUCGUUGCUUUCGAUUGAACAACAAACAACAGAUAUCAUCAUCUUCGACCUUCGAAUUUAUCUAAAACUUUCUUUCAACAAUUAAUCUCAAUCAUUCAAACUAAAUACGAUCGUUUAACAUUCACCUUGUUAUCAAUAAACAUCAGAACAGUUCAAAAGUCAUAUUGUAAGUCACGAAAAUCUGUUGAAAGUGAUUAUCAACUAAUCACAAUCGAACAUUAAUCAAUCUCGAUUACAAUCAAUUGUGCAAAGUUGAUCAAAAGAUAACUUUGGACAUUUUGCUUUCGAGUAAAAUUUCAUUCUCUUUCCAUUGAUUAUCGUUGGAAAUUUGGAACUAUCAACUGGUGACAAUUAAAACUGAACUAAAUGAUGCCAGGACAUUUGCCUUCUCUUGGUCGAUUGGGUUCAACUCAUUCAGAGGGUAAAAUGAACUUUCACCUGAAAAUCGUUGUUCUUGGUUCACCUCGAGUUGGUAAAACGGCGAUUGUCAGUCAAUUCCUUUACUCUCAUUUCCCGGAGACUUACAAUGCCACCGUUGAUGAAUUACACCGAGCAGAAUAUGAGAUUAAAGGUUUCGGUGAUUUGGUUCUUGACAUUUUGGAUACUUCGGGUUCUCAUGAAUUUCCAGCCAUGAAAAAACUCGCCAUUGAAAGCGGUGAUGCAUUUCUACUUGUCUUCUCAUUAACAGAUCCAAAUUCAUUUGAAGAGGUUCGACAACUUCGUGAAGAAAUAAUCGAAACAAAAACCUGUGCAGCGAAAGCCAAAGCCGAAGCAGCCGCAGCCGCAGCGGCAAAAGUGUACAGUCCAAUUUAUAAUCCACAGCAACAACAUUCUGGUUAUACUUUUGGUAAUUCACAUCAUCACGAUUACGAUCAUACCUUUAGCUACACGAACAAUAAUAUGAACAGAGGUCGACAUCAUAGUAUUAAUCCGAUAAUCGCAAGUUAUCAGGGGACUCAUCAUUAUCCACCAAGUGAUAGAUUAGAUAAUCAGUUUAACAAUAGUCUUGAUACUAAUAAAAAUAAUAAUAGUCUAAUUAGUGGUAUCGAUUCUAUUGAUAUCAAUAAUAACAAUCUUGGUGCUGGAGGAGGAGGAGGAGGAGGAAGUGGCAUUGGUGGUGGGAAUGGAACUGGCAGUGGAAAUCGUGAUAAAGUUAAUCCCUUAUAUGAUUCCGGAUACAUUGAGCCAAUUAAAUCACCUCCCAUUGUGGUUGCUGGUAAUAAAAGUGAUCUUGAUUCCAUGAGAUUAAUUAAAAAGGAAUUAGCAGAAACCAUAGUUAACAUUGAUUGGGAAAAUGGUUACGUUGAAUCUUCAGCAAAAGAUGAUUAUAAUAUCAAUUCAAUAUUCCAACAGCUGAUGGUUCAGAUCGGUGUGCCUUACAAGAUCGGCCAUGUUAUCGGUAAUCCAAAGAUAAGGAGGAAAUCCCUUCCCGCUUAUCCCACAAGUCCAGCCAUUCGUGACAGAGUCACACCAAAGCGAAACAGUUGUGCCGUUUCAUAGAUUUUCAACAAGAAUCGAAAUAACAAAAAGCAAGAGAAAACAACUGCAACGAUCUUUGAUCUGGAAAAAAUAAAAUUUCGAGAAAAAAAAACGGAUCAAAAGGCCACGAAAAUCGAACCAAGAAGAAAAAAGAAGAAAGAAUAAAAUCAAAAUUAGCGCACUUUUUUUUCGAGCUUCACUUUUUCAACAUUAGAUGGAGUUGAGAUUCGAAUUUAGUUUUAAUCAAUAGAUGGCGUUUGGAGCAAGUUAAUUGUUCAGAAUGAGUUUGAUUGUUAUUUGGAUAAAUUGUUGUAGUUUAAUUGUGAGAAAAGUUUGAAAACUGAUUAGUAAGAAAAAGUUAAUUUGAUACAAUGAGAAGUUUAUUUUUUUUUCUCUCAUCUUUACUCUUUCUUUUAAAUUUAUUAUUCUUAUUCCCUCUUGAUGAUCAUCUCUUCCUAUUAUAUUGAUCAAUUAGAUUGAUUUACAAUUAGAGUUGCAAGUGUGAAUUCAGAAUGAAUUGUUCAAUUGUUCAGAAUGUAAAUAUAAACAAUUAAAUUAUAAUCUCGAAAGUUAAUCUAAUCCAUAUGAUCAACAUUGUAAAACUUUUGCUCAUCAUUUAGAUGAAGAAAACAUCAAAAAUAUAACACAGACUAAGAAACGAAAUCUUAAUUUUCCAAACAACAAUUAAAAUUGAGCCAAAAAUACUCAUUAAAUUUUCACUAUUUUACCAGCAAUUAACUUGAUCAACAAUAUAAGUAAACCUUAAAGAAAACUUUAAACAUCGAUCAUU
Molecule: messenger RNA, 2353 nt
Organism: Panonychus citri (citrus red mite)
Lineage: Eukaryota; Metazoa; Arthropoda; Arachnida; Trombidiformes; Tetranychidae
Molecular function (GO): GTP binding; GTPase activity
Source: RefSeq, a predicted model, not a curated record